Molecule: messenger RNA, 1632 nt
Organism: Cuculus canorus (common cuckoo)
Lineage: Eukaryota; Metazoa; Chordata; Aves; Cuculiformes; Cuculidae
Product: BTB/POZ domain-containing protein KCTD16-like
Exons: 2
Coding region: 163-627 (154 amino acids)
Source: RefSeq, a predicted model, not a curated record
CAAUAAUGGGGUGUAAAAUUGCUAUACCAAGCUAGCUACAGCCACUGGAUGGUGUAGGAGCUAAGACGCUAGAGAAGAACUGAUGAGAUUUGAAUUCAGUCUCCAGAUAAGCCACAGGCUUCUGCUCACAGUGACCCAGAUGAGCCAAACGAAAGCCACAAGAUGAGGCAGGACCCAGCCAGUCCCAGCAUGGGUGAUGACUUUGAAACCUCUGACACAAACGGCCACGGUGAGCCCAGCCCAGCUUCAAAUGCAGACAACACACUCCCAGGCAGAGACUCCCAGCUGGAGGUGAGAGAUCCCAGCCCCACCAACUCCUUGCCAUGGCCAGAAGCCCCGGGGGAGUGCCCAGUCCGCCCCAACACCCUGGACAUCUCCAAGUCCCUGAAGAAACUGGAGGAGGUGAAGCAGAUGGGGCAGAGGCGAAACAGUGACCACACAGCAGCGAAGGAGAAUGGGGUGGAGGUCAGCCCUGCAGCAGCUGUGGUGGUGAGUGAGGAGAGGCGGGCACUGCAAUCUGAGCUGGGGAAGUGCAUUGAGGACUUCCGUAAGAUCAAGAUCCCUGUUGUCUUUCCCAAUAAGAAGCGGCAGUGGCAGAGUGAGCUACUGAAGAAAUACAAGCUGUGAGAGAAGACUUUGUCCCCCACACCAGAGAAGGAUGUCCCCUGGUAUGUUGUGUGUCUCCACAGAUAUCCUCUGCGUAGCAGGUGGCAGAGGCUGUCCGUGAUCCCAAAAUGAGGAGGAUAGGUUGCACAUUAAGCUCAUCCAGCAGUUAAAAGUGUUACAAGCCUGUACCUAUGGCAAGAUGCUCCUUACCAUGUCCAUCAAGAGCAAUGGCCGAUAUCCUAAGUGGCAUGAGCACAGAUGUAAGGGCACAGGGAAAGGAAGGAAGUGCAGGGUGAAUGUUCAGGGCCAGAGCUACCAUCCAGCAGGAGUUCCCACAUUUAUGAGAAUGAUUUUCCUGGCAUUUCAAAUAAUAAAACAUAGUUGGAGUCAAAACCCAUCAUUGUCCUCAAAACCCAUCUCUAAUGUUACAACGUGACAGAGCUUUAAAGUUCCAUACCUGGAGGUGUUCAAGAUCAGGUUGAAUGAGGCUUUGAGCAAACUGAUUCAGUGGAAGGUGUCCCUGCCCACGGCAGGGGUGUUGGAAUUGGAUGGGUUUUAAGGUCCCUUCCAGCCCAAACCAGAAUUGGUCAUGAAAUAUAACCAACAAUUAGAUAUUUGACCUUAUAAACACUGUUCCAGAUAUCAUCCAGGUUGUUCAGUUCCUCUCCUGUGAGCCCUGCUAUGCCAUGAGCAAAAUCUGCUGGAUCCAGAGACAUCUUGGCAACUUUUCUUCUUGAGUCUUUUCCAAACAAAGAAAUGUAUGGGGUUUCUUUUCCAUAAAAUUCUUUUCCAGCAGUGACAUCAAAUGCUACUCCCUUCAGAGCCAGGUCACUGGCCAAUACCCAUGGCAAGGUGCUCCUUACAAUGUUCAUUGAGAGUGAUGGGCGAUAUCCUAAGAGGCAUGAGAAUAGGUAUAGGGGCAUAGCAAAAGGAAGGAGGUGCAGUGUGAAUGCUCAGGGCCAGAGCUACCAUCCAGCAGAAGUUCCCACACUGAUGAGAAUGAUUUUACUGGCAUUUUAAAUAAUA